Messenger RNA from Prosopis cineraria, 1397 nucleotides. RefSeq names its product UPF0481 protein At3g47200-like. The transcript has 3 exons. Bases 1 to 1182 code for a protein of 393 amino acids. The record is from RefSeq and is a predicted model, not a curated record. Lineage: Eukaryota; Viridiplantae; Streptophyta; Magnoliopsida; Fabales; Fabaceae.
AUGGCAUCUCAUGCAAACUCCUCUGCUUCAUCAAAUUGUUAUGACAUUGUGGAACACAUUAUGAUCGAUAUAAAAACCAAACCGAAUGAAGAUCUGAUCAACGCAACUAAGUGUAACAACAUCUACAGAGUCCUAUGCAAUCUUCGGAAGCUGAAUAAGGAUGCCUGCACUCCUCAGUUGGUUUCAAUAGGACCACUUCACUAUGGUGAGAAAAAGCUAAAACCAAUGCAAACGCACAAACUUUACUACUUGGAUGUCUUCAAGGAACGUGUCAAGGGCAACAUUGGAGCCCUGCACAAGAGCGAUGAUGAUGUUAUAAUGAAACAAACAUGGCUGAACAAGAUUAUCCAGAGAGACUUGCUUCUGCUUGAAAAUCAGAUUCCAUUGGUCAUCUUGGAAGAGUUAUACAGCUCUGUCGUCCCCGCCUCCGUUAACAAGCGGUGCAAAUUCAUCGAGGUCGCUUACGAUUACUUCAAGUGUUUUCAUCCUUAUAAACAAGAUUGGGCUCAUCCCGAGCCCUCAUCCAGGGAAGUGAUUGAUCGUGAAAAAGGGUUGCCCUCUGAUGUUCUAAGGACAGUAACUAAGUUGAGGGAAUCUGGAGUGAGCUUUGAGAAAAUCGCCAACCCACCCUUACUAGGCAUAAAGUUGGAGAAAGUUAAAAUCUUGAGUUGGUUUCUGUGCUUGGGUUGUCUACCAAAAUCCUCGUACUUCAAAGCUCGUUUGCAAAUCCCACAAUUAAAAGUGGAUGACACAACAGAAUGUGUUCUAAGAAACCUCAGAGCCUUUGAGCAAUGUCACUAUUCGGAUCAACCUUAUAUUUGCAACUAUGUCUCUCUCAUUGACUCUCUCAUUCACACCAAAGACGAUGUUGAAUUGCUAGUUGAGAAGGAAGUCAUUGUCCAUGAACUUGGGAGCGACAAGGAAGUGACGACUCUAGUGAACAGUCUCUGCAAACAUGUUGUGGCGGACAAGACAUGCUAUAAAAAGAUUAUAGAUGAUUUGAAUGAACACUACCCGAGAAAAUGGUAUCGUACUAUGGCUUCGUUGAGGUUGGUAUACUUCAGAGAUGCUUGGAGAGCAAGUUCUACUUUGGUCGGAAUUGUUGUCCUCGUAUUCACAAUUUUCAACUUUUGCCGAGUUAUCAAAUUGGUCCUCUACCUCGAUCAAAGGCAACCUAAUUAAUUAGUCAUGAUCAUGGCAUCUUUGAAUUAUAAGUAACUAAAAUGACUGUUGAUUCUGUGAUAAAUAAUGUGAGAAGUUCUUCCUGCUGGUGCUUUUUUCAGAAUUUGGUGAAUAAUAUGUGAUCUUAGUAAUAUGUAUUAUUAGUGGAAGCCUCUGAAUCUGAAUGUGUAGAAGUUUAGAAAUAUGUCUUCAAAUAUCAGUUGCAUAAAUAAAGC